AUGAACGGCACAAUUGAUUCACGCUAUUUGUGUUCGCUGUGCAAAAACAUCCUCAAAGAUCCUGUCCAGACGGGUUGUGGCCAUGUUUACUGCAUCUCUUGUAUUUCUCACCUCAAGGGGUAACUGAAUCACUGAUCAUAAUUUCAAUAAAUUUCGAAAAACAAGCCUAAACAAAGCCUUGUUAUAGGAACUAUGCAAUGUAAAAUAAUCUCAAGGGUUCAUGCACCUUUUGCAGAUAAUGUAUGAAGGUUUUGGUUGACUGAGUAAGCGAGGGAUUAGUGAAAUCAAUUGUAAGAUCUUUUGCUCACGUGAAUUUGCCUAAAGAACUGCUUACAUUAGCAUCAUCAUUAAAGCACCCAAAUUUCAACAUUACGAAUUUUUCCAUUGACAGGGAUGAUGGAACCUACAUCUGUCUUGUUGACAAGGCACCCUUUGCGGAAGACCAGGUAAAUUUGUAAGGACACGAAUAUGGAAACGAUCCUCGCAGUUACGAACACUACUUCAGUACGCAGUGAAACUAAGGCCUGAAAAAAUUCAGGCCCAUGCGGGAUUUGAACCCAUGACCUCUGCGAUACCGGUGCAGCGCUCUACCAACUGAGUUAACAAGCCGACUGGGAGCUGGUCAUUAUGUUGUCAUAUACGCUUCCAUAUUCGUUUCUUCAACCACAGUUCACACGUAUGAUUUCACAUAUUCACAGUCAUUUAUUGCAAUGACACAUUCUUAACAUGAAUAGAUAUUGUUGGUGCUAAAGGAUACCAUAAUAAUCAAGCCCAAGACCUGUUUUGAUAACAUUUUUUAACGGAAAACGUUUCUUAAUUUGUAUGCAGAUAUUCCCCGACAACUUUAUGAAGCGCGAAGUUCUUUCCCUCGUAGUCACAUGCCCUAAUUCACCGGAUGGCUGCAAGUGGAAAGGAGAAGUGAGACAUAUUGAGGUAAGUCAAAGUCAGAAAAGUCAAAGAACCAGUCACACUACAAUUCGCAGGUAGGAUUUACCAUCCGAUAAAGUAAGGAUAAAGUCUGAAUUUCAUCGGUUGAGAAGGGGAACCAAUUCUUUGGAAAAAAAAAUGAGGCAAUGGCGAUCGAAAUUGCUAUCUUUUUUACCUGUAAAUCAUAAGCCAUCAUAUUCCCUACUUAUCUCCUCUCGAAACCUAGUCUAUUGUUUUUCGAUGCGUUCUGCCGAAAAAAAAUUAACUUUUCCCAGCCACGCACACCGGUUGGCAAAGAGACUAAAACUACCGAGUUGUUCAAAGUGUAUUCCUACCACUACUGCAAAACUAUAUCAGGCGAGGAAAAAGUCAAACAGUACACAAAGAGCGGCACUAUAAUUUUCUUUUCCUUCUUGUGUAGAAACACCGAUCUACCUGCCCUGAGGAAAGAGUAAACUGCUCUAACUGUAACUGUCAAAAACGUGUGAAAAGAUCCGAUCUUCAGCGACAUCAGGAACAUGAGUGUCCGUAUCGCACCCAACAAUGUCCGUUGUGCGGUGAUUCCAUGACUGCUGCUGUUCUUGAGGUCAGUUUGAUCACCCUCUAAAGUUACUUUUACCGCAAUAACUCUUCUCAUUCAGGCUUUUUUUAAAUCAUACGGCCAGUUUAGUUUAGUUUGUUACAGGGACAACAACAUAAAGCCGUGCUUUUCAUAUAUGCGUAUGAUUAAAAUUAACUCUAAACCAUUUGUAAUAAGUGACAACAAAUGGCCAACUCCUUUUAACAUGUCGAGUGCGCCUCUUUCUUUAUUACCAGUUUUCCGCGAACACUUGCAUUCAUACGUACCUUUAUUGAAACAUCCUCAAAGCAAAUGGAUUCUCAUCAAAAACUAAACAGAUGUUAACAAAAAUUGUUCCGACCCUCGUUCUUGUUUGUUAUUCACUUCUGUUUUUGUCUCGAUUCCAAACUUUUAGACUCAUCAAAUACAGGAUUGCAAAAUGUAUCCCAUUCAAUGUGGUAGAUGUGGCAAAGAAGGAAUUCCGCGAGGAGAGGUAGCCAUGUUUAAAACGUCAUCCAACUGCGUACACAUUUCUUCUGGUGGACAGCCAAAACAGUUGAACUAAAUCUGAGUAUUACUUUAAGAGAUUUAUCUCAAAGCUAAGGGAGAAGUUUUACCGUAUUCGUGUGAAGCGCUACAUUUGCAUCAGUAUGUCAUUUUUGCAGUUGAUCUAUUUCAUUUUUGUAGUGCACCAAAAUCUGCAGAAUUAGAUCGUACAACUUAAGUGUCCACCUUUCCUUAAAAAAAAAAACAAUGAACCAAAUAUUACACUGCUCUUCUAAGACACGGAAAUUUAAAGAAACCCUUCUGAGUUGUCGACCUGGGCUUAUAACUAAGAUUUUUACCGUCCCUUCAAUCCUCACAGAUGGAUAGCCAUGUUAAUCCCAUUCAUGGUGACUGUGAGGCAGUCGAGAGGACCUGUGCAUUUCAACAGAUUGGUUGCAGCAACAACAAGGUUCGUAUUAUCUGAAGAUUUUACCUAGUUGCCUUUUAAGAACUAUUGAAAUAAAAUUUAUCCUUCGUAUGGGCCACCUGCCGAAGUGAUAAUAAAUUUUCCCAACAUUUCACUAUUCGAAACACUAGUGUAUCAACUGAAGUCCCCUUCAAAGCCGUUUUAUUGAGAUGUCUAACGUCUUCAAAAACGGCUGCAAAAUAUAUUCAACCGGGGACACUAAAUCUACGAAAGUUGCAAUAAAAGCAUCAAAAAAGGCAAAGACGAUUUGUCAAAUAGAAAUUUCGUUUACACAAACCAACUACCAAUAAUCAAGGAUGAUUUUCUUAAACCCCUGUACUAACAGAAAAUGAAGCAAUCCGAGGUCAAGAAACAUAAUGAGCUGAGUGCAAUUUUGCACUUAAAUCUACUCUUGACGAGUGUUCUUCGGCUAGAAGAGCAAGUGAAAAGUCAGCUCUCUAUGGGUGGUGCAUGGGGUGGUGGCACCUCCGAUCAGUGGAUGAGACGAUCGGAGAUGACCAUCGCUAACGCCAUAUCAAGCAUCGACACAGUGGUACGCGAGCAAACCGACUUACGACAGAAGCUAGAAGAUAAUUCUAUGAGACUUGUGUCGAUGGAAAAAAGAGUUUCAACCCAUAGAGACCAGUUCCCACAAUCGGCAACUUUCUCUUCGUUACAACCACUCCCCAUUUCGGACGAGAUUUCACGACGUCUCACAAAUGCCGAAAAUGGCACCAAUAAUAUCGAGUUCUUGGUAAACGAAACAAGGCGUGAGUUGAACGAAGUGAGACAAGAAGUAUCGUCUGUUAAACGCCAAUUGGAUGGCGCGGUGGACAGUAUUAGACGACUCGAACGAAGAAUGGAGUCUGUAGAACAUAAUUUGGCGCUCAGAAAUAUUGUUUUGUCUGAUAUCGAAGAACAUGUUCAAAAGCAGCAAGUUUCUACAUAUAAUGGGAUCUUACUCUGGAAAAUAUCAGAUUUUGCACGUAAGAAAAAUGAUGCCAUAACUGGGCGAGAGGUCUCAAUAUAUAGCCCGUGCUUUCAUACCAGUCAGCAUGGUUACAAAAUGUGCGCGCGACUUUACUUAAACGGUGAUGGAAUGGGUAAAGGAACCCAUCUGUCGCUGUUCUUCAUUGUCAUGCGUGGAGACUACGAUGCAUUACUCCGCUGGCCAUUUAGACAGAAGGUGACCUUCAUGCUGUUGGAUCAAGAUAACGUAGAGCACGUGGUUGAUGCUUUCAGACCCGAUCCAAACAGUUCAUCUUUCCAAAGGCCACGAAGGGAAUCAAACAUUGCGAGUGGGUGCCCGAUGUUUUGUUCUCUAUCGGAGUUAAAUAACCACGCCUAUGUGAGAGACGAUGUUAUGUUCCUGAAGGUUAUUGUAGACACAACAGAUCUCUGA
Messenger RNA from Pocillopora meandrina, 3840 nucleotides. The record is from the annotation of a GenBank genome assembly. Lineage: Eukaryota; Metazoa; Cnidaria; Anthozoa; Scleractinia; Pocilloporidae.